Molecule: messenger RNA, 1315 nt
Organism: Dermacentor silvarum
Lineage: Eukaryota; Metazoa; Arthropoda; Arachnida; Ixodida; Ixodidae
Product: integumentary mucin C.1-like
Exons: 8
Coding region: 1-1251 (416 amino acids)
Molecular function (GO): serine-type endopeptidase inhibitor activity
Source: RefSeq, a predicted model, not a curated record
AUGGGUGAGCCCGCCGUUCCGGUGGUUGUCGCCGCUGCCAAUGCAUGGACCAAGAUCGCAGACCGCGAGAGCACGAGGACGUCAUCACAUGCCAGUGAUGACGUAGGGGUCACGGGUACCUCCGUAGUGGCCACGGUUACCUCACCAAGCCGUGUCGAUAUGACGGAGGAACCCUACGACAGCAGUACGUACAGCGGCUGGUCCGAAGUCUACCGGAUGCUACGGCGCCGCAGGGAUGAAGAGGAAGCGUCGAGACGCCGUCUGCGCUACGCCCUCUGCUGGUGCUGCAUCCUGCUUUUGGCUCUGGCUUCCGCCUUGCUUUACUACCUGAUGUCCCAGAUGAUGGAAGAGGCCACCACGGUUGCGUUCAAAGGGAUAUCAGUAAGACCAAUUACGAGGCCCACCAUCGCUGUUCCGGCCACCGGCAAAAGUACAACCAGCUCAACGACUAAAACAACCAUGACAACCACCACCACGACUACAACAACAACAACCACUACAACAACCACUACAACAACUACUACAACAACCACCACGACUACAACAACAACUACAACAACCACCACGACUACAACUACAACAACCACUACUACUACUACCACCACGACAACCACCACUACUACUACUACCACCACGACAACCACUACGACGACGACUACCACUCCAGAGCCAGUGCCCGGGAUGUGCGAUCAUCCGCCAGUGGCCCUCUGCCGAGCGACGGAUGGAAGCGCUCACCUGAAGGUGGUGGUGUACGACCCAACCGACAACACCUGCCGCUCCUAUAAGCCCGGUCGCAGCUGCCUCGCCGGUGACAACCGAUUUCGUGACAUGACAUCCUGCGAGGCCGCCUGCAGUGGUCCACAACGCAUGCCCGCUUGCUCGGCACGCGUGCACAUGCAUAACUGCGUUCCGGGCGUCGACACCAACUCCUCGCAGUACUACCGCUUCUCAGAAUGGUGCCUACCCGUGGACAAGGGUUCGUGCCUCAUUGGGAAGGGCUUCACCUCCAAGAAAGAGUGCAAAGAGGCGUGCAAAGGGGAGAAAACCGACCCGCCCGAGUGUCAAAACAACAAUGUGGACAUGUGCAACUUGCCGGCACAGCUUUACCAGGUGGCGUUCUUCCGGGGACACUGCGAGCAGCGAGCGGACAUCUGCCCGAAAUCUGCAGGGUUCACCAGCAUCACGCACUGCGCCAAGAUGUGCCAAAGUGCAACCGUCACGGUCCCAGAGCCCACCCCCUUGCGGCAUUGAUAUGCUGCCUCUGUUCCACGAACUCAUGCCCUUGCGUUGGUGCGACGCCGAGCGAAGACUGCCA